This is a messenger RNA of Strongylus vulgaris, 294 nucleotides long. The record is from the annotation of a GenBank genome assembly. Lineage: Eukaryota; Metazoa; Nematoda; Chromadorea; Rhabditida; Strongylidae.
AUGAAGCCUUAUGGUUUUCCGUCGAAUUCUGGACCGACUGGCAGUGGUCGUGGCAGUGAUAACGGCUUCUUCACCCUUUUAGGAGAUGGCAUUCACCAGCUGAACCCUUGCAGCAAACACGGUGCUGGAGUGAGGAUUGAAGAUGGACAAUUAGGGGGCUUCCUGGAAGCAGAUCCGGAGUUAGCUGAUCCACAACUUCGUUAUGUAGUGGAUUUCGAGCUGGUUGGUGUCUGCUUCGCUUUACUCGAAGAUCGUCGCAUCACAAAGCGUUCAGAAUAUUUUGGGCUUCGAUAA